Tetranychus urticae (two-spotted spider mite) is the source of this 1814-nucleotide messenger RNA. RefSeq names its product CLN3 lysosomal/endosomal transmembrane protein, battenin (gene Cln3). Lineage: Eukaryota; Metazoa; Arthropoda; Arachnida; Trombidiformes; Tetranychidae. Gene Ontology annotation, biological process: lysosome organization; regulation of intracellular pH. Gene Ontology annotation, cellular component: lysosome; membrane. The record is from RefSeq and is a predicted model, not a curated record.
AGAUAUAAUCUGAUAAUGUAAUUAACCAUUUGAUACACCUCUAUCUAUGUAACUGUUUUACAAAUUCAACUCUAGCAAAUAUGUUUGAAAAUCAUCCGACCUUCAAUUGAAUGUUGUUUGAUCAGUCAUUACAUUGUAUAUGUAUCUUCAAAUUUCAACGUAAAAAAUGGACUUGGCUAAUGAUGGAACCAACGAUGAAAGAGAUGCCCAUAAGAAAUCUGAGGUAUUCCAUAUCUCUGGAAAUCACCUUAGUCAAGGUGUAAUCAGCAACACAACACCUGAGCUUCCCACUGGUCAGCCAGCAGUACCGAAAAAAGUAAACAAAAUGCAACGAUUGAGAAAUAAUAUCGGAUUUUGGAUACUUGGACUGUGCAAUAAUUAUGGAUAUGUUAUCAUGUUAUCUGCUGCAUUUGAUAUACUUAGCAGAAAUUUCAAUGAAAAUGAGGACAAGAAAACUGAUCAAGAUGACGAACCAUUUUGUAAUCCCAUGUCUACUGGAGCUAUUUUAAUAGCUGACAUCAUUCCAUCACUGUGCAUAAAACUUUUAUCACCUGUUCUUCCAUUAGGAGCAAACUUGAGAGUUAUUCUCGUGGUUAUAUUCUCAGUAUUAAGCUAUUUGAUGACUGCCCUCUCAUUUGCUAGAUGGGUUUCAUUUUUAGGUGUAAUUUUUGCAUCGGCUUCGAGUGGCUUGGGUGAAGCAACUUUCCUUUCAUACAGCUCGAGAUUCAGUGAUAGUGAUACAAUAUCCUUUUGGUCAUCAGGAACGGGAGGAGCAGGUCUCAUCGGGUCAAUUUCAUAUGCUGGUCUUACUCAGCUAGGUCUUUCACCGCGAGUUACUCUUCUUGUAAUGUUGAUUGUACCAGUCAUUAUGGCAAUCACAUUCUGGAUUGUAUUAGCGCCUCCAAAAAUUGAUGUUGCUACUAUCACUCCACUAAUGCAACCAAAUGAACCAUCUACUGGCGAUGAAAUAAUUUCAUAUCAAACUGUCAGAGAACCCGAAAUCGGACUGACUUUAAGAGAAAAAUCUAUUUUAAUGAAGGGCUUAUUGGGCUUCAUGAUUCCACUUGCUGUAGUUUAUUUUGCUGAAUAUCUCAUUAACCAAGCAUUGUUUGAACUUGUAUAUUUUCCUGGUAUCUGGCUAAGUCAUAAUGAACAAUAUCGCUGGUAUCAAGUUGAUUAUCAGUUGGGUGUCCUGAUUUCUCGAUCAUCUGUCAAAUGGAUAAAAAUUAAAGCCUUAUGGAUCCUUCCUCUGCUCCAAAUCAUUAACCUAUUAUUGGUUUUCGUCGAAGCCCUUAAAAAUUAUCUGCCAAAUAUUUGGAUAAUGCUUUUGAUCGUCUUUUAUGAAGGCCUUCUUGGUGGAGCUGCAUACGUUAAUACAUUCGACCAAAUUUAUCGAAAGUAUGAAGAUAGAGUUCGUGGUUUCUGUUUGGGAGCAGCAUCUAUUGCCGAUGCUUUGGGUAUCACAUUAUCUGGAUUCUCGUCUGUUCUUCUACACAAUGUUUUAUGUGAUAUAAUAUCCAAAAAACAACGUUAAUCAUCUACUGGCUAAGCAUUGAUUGUUUAAUCGAUCUCAUCUCUAUCACAUAUUUUUAAAAAAGGAAAUCAAUCAAACUCUUUGAAUUCCGAGAUGAAAGACCUCCAUUGUUUCGUUUUUAUUGCAUAUAUGUUUUUAAAACAUGCGAAAUUAAUUUAAUUUACUGGUCAAAAUGACAAUAUUAACAUGAGAGCGUCAAGAUCUCAGUUUUGUCCAUUUCAUCGAUCAUUGUUUUUAUUUAAAGUUAAUAAAACAAGCGGAGCCCUCGAUCAUAUUAUAA